Erythranthe guttata (spotted monkey flower) is the source of this 2440-nucleotide messenger RNA. NCBI's taxonomy places the organism in Eukaryota, Viridiplantae, Streptophyta, Magnoliopsida, Lamiales, Phrymaceae. The record is from RefSeq and is a predicted model, not a curated record.
AAAGCAGUCUUGAACCGUGAUUUUCUUCAAAGUUACUGCAAGAAUUGCUGUUUAAGCUAUUCAAUGAGCAUCUUUUCGUUUCUUUUUUUGUCCCCGUUAUUUACGAGGCAACAACUAUCAAAUCAGUUGAUCCCAUAUGCUGGUCAUGAGCUUUACUGAAGAUGAAAUUGCCACUCCAAUCCCUUCAUCAAGUUGAUUUUCUUACAAGGGAAAUCCUCUUCACACAUGAUCCCGAUAAUCGUUGGCUCGAUUCUCAUCUCCUGUUGAACCUAGUCGAGAGAGUUUUCUGUUGUACUUCAGACAAUGUUUCUGAUCCACCACAACUUGAUGCAACUCGUAUUAGUGAAAUUGAUCUGAUUGGAUUAUCAGACGAGCCAAUCUCACUCAUCAUCUACAAGAUCUCAAACGAGAUCUUUAGCCUACGGUUUGAGGACGAAAAUCUGCACAGAAAAACGAUUUUCUUGCUCGAAAUUCUGAGUCAUUAUAAGUGGGAUGCGAAACUUGUCUUAGCUCUCGCAUCUUUCGCAACCAAGUUCGGAGUAUUUUGGCUCGUUUUGCUGUUACAAUCCGAAAACGCAUUGGCAGAUUCACUUGCAAUAGUUAAACGGCUCCCGAAGUCUAUCGACGUGUUAAAACCCAAAUUCAAAGCGUUGAACUCUUUGGUUAAUUCUAUGUUGAAUCUGACGAAACUUGUAAUAAGAUUCGAAGUAAUGUACGUACAUCACGAACUUGCGGAUAAUAAUGCUAUGGAUAUCACUAAGUCCAAGAUCUACGUGGCGACCUACUGGAUAUUCAGAAGCGUAUUGGUUAGCUCUUCACAAAUUACGGAUUUACGAAACUCGAGACUUGAGCAAGUGUAUUCGGACAAGACGGUUAUUGCAGCAUGGGAGCUUCUUAGUCUAGGAAAGAAGUUGAACAGUUUGUCCCGUGAUCUUGGAGAAUGCGUCGAUCAAUGCCAACACCAAAUAGAGACAAGGUUAUACGAAAAGCUGCUACGUAUGUUUAAGGAAGACGAAGUCGAUAACCAAAACGCGUUAAGGAUUUUAUUAGCCUCGGAAAACGAGUUCCCUUUGAAGAACCCUUCUUCAGGAGAGAAGGUGAGUUUUCAAAGAUUAUUACAUGAGUUUUAAUUAUUAUUAUUAUUACAAGACCUCUCAAAAUUAUUACAUCUUUGUGUUAUCGAAAAACAGAGUGGAGUUCUUGAUCUGAAAAAUAAAGUAGUUAUACUUUUGAUCUCGAAGCCGGAGCUUCUACCUAUAGACAAGAUAUUUUUGCUGGUUCAACACAUGACAAGAAACGAGGGAAGCUACGAAAUAGUAUGGCUUCCGAUGUAUAGUAAAUGGAGCGUUGAUGACGUGGCGAGUUUCGAGUUUUUAUCUAGUCGGUUGCCAUGGUUAUUUAUUAGAAGGCCGUGGUCGAUAAAUCCAACUGUAGUAAACUACAUCAAACAAGAAUGGGGGUUUAAGGAAGAUCCUAUGAUGGUUGUCCUAAACGAAAAGGGCGUGGUUGUAAAUUCAAAUGCAAUGGAUAUGGUGUGGAUUUGGGGGAAGAAGGCAUUUCCGUUUUCGAGUUCGAGAGAAAAAGAGCUACGGGAGAACGAAAAUUGGACAUUAAAUUUCAUGAUUAAUGGGAUCGAUUCUUUAUCGUCCGAAUUGGGGGAGGAAGGCAAGAAUAUCUGCAUUUACGGAAGCGAUAAUUUGGAGUGGAUAAGGGAAUUUAAUUCCAAAACGAAGAAGAUAAAGAGUACUAUAGUAGGGAAUAUUCAGUUUGAAGCAAUAUACGUUGGCUGCAAAAAUCCCGGCGAAAACGUGAAAGACAUUAUCGAGACCGUUUCUCAAGAAAAUCUAAGCGCUACUUUGACUUUCGAUAAGGUGCGUUUGUUCUGGUUCCGAUUGGAGGCGAUAAAAAGAUGUAAUUUUUCGGGUAAAAUUGGUGAUGAAGUUGCAAAGUUGCUAGACUCGAAUAGCAACUUUGGUUGGGCUGUGAUCGGUAGAGGGUCUUUUUCAACGGAUGUGAUGAAACUCGAUCGAGAAAGAGUCGAAGAAUGGUUCGAUAAGUUUCCAUUAUGGUGCAAAAAUGUCGAAGAAACGGGCUUAGUUGAGCCUCCUUUAGAUGGUGGAAAAUGCAAUUAUCAUGAGUUGGUUGCUUAUGAAGAAGGAUCGAUCGAGAAAAUAAUGAUUUGUGGUUCUUGCAAACGGCCUAUCGAUAAAUUUGUUGUCUACAAAUGUGACGAAUAAAUCGGUUUUCUUUUUUUAUUUAUUAUUAUUUUAACGACUUUUUGUGACGCAAAUAAGUAGAUAGAACGAGUACAAGACUACGAUCGUUGUAUCAUUUAUUUAUUAUUAUUAAUUUUCUUUUUGAGAGCUAAUUGGGAGUAUUUGUAAAUUGUAAGGUGAAAAUAAGGUAUAUGCUAUAAAAACCGGAUUUUUUUUUCUUUUCA